AUGAAUUGUGCUCCCCUCUUCCCCUUGCGCUCCUCGUCUGCUCGUCGGUACAAUACCUCGUCGUCGGGCACUGCCUCACGCAGCCGACCCACCCACGCCGAAGAGGCUCGGCCCAAAGAUCACCGCCAUGGAGGCCAAGAUGUAAAGAAGAGCAGCAGCGUGCAACGCACGGGAAGAAACAAAGCAGUAGAACCUAAGGCCGAAGCGAAGGAGGUGGUGAGCGCCACGGAGAAUGGGACAACGAGGAACGUGCUACCGGCCGAUGGACCCUAUCGCCUGGUCGAACGGCUGGCCAAGCGCAUCGCACGUAGCGGCCUUUGCUCGCGCCGAGAAGCCGAGCGCCUCAUUGAAGAGGGAUUGGUCUCGGUGGACGGCGCGAUCGUCAAGACGCCCGCCAUCAACGUCACUCCUGCUUCGGUGGUGAUGAUCAACAACAAAAAGGUGUGGCUCCAUUACAAGAAGCGCGGUGUGCUGGUGACCCAUCACGACCCACAGGGCCGGGAGGCGUUGUUCCCGCAUCUGCGGAACAUGGGACUGCCGCACCUCGUCUCCGUGGGUCGGCUGGACUACACCAGCGAAGGGCUGCUGCUGCUCACCAACAACGGACGCCUGGCCCAGUAUCUGGAGCACCCCAGCAACGAGUACGAGCGAAAGUACAAAGUGCGGAUCCGAGGCAAGCUGUCGCUUCACGUGGGCGUGAGCGUGACGAGAGUCCAAUACCGGGUGGAGCAGAAGGUCAUCGAUCGGCUGGCGAAGGGUAUCACGGUCGGCGGGGUGGAAUACGGACCCAUCAAAGUGACACCGAUCGAGAAAAGGCGAAGCGAGGAGGAGACGAGCACCAACGAGUGGGUGUACGUGAGCCUCACCGAGGGCAAGAACCGUGAGAUCCGGCGGGUGUUUGAGCACUUCAAACUCGUCGUCACACGCCUCAUCCGGGUUCAGCCCUACACGCUGGACAAAAAGCUCGAACCGGGCGACGUUGUUGAGACCAGGCUAAGACUGGACUUGGUCAAGAAGGCCGACCGGGACGGAGACCAGGAGUCCUCCACAGUGCCCUUCCCCGAGUCCUACUUCCGCAUCGACCCUCGCAAGAUCAUCACCAGCCUCCCCACUCCCGCCUCGUCUGCCAAGCCGCCAAGUGUGCCUGCCCUGGACAGCCCACCAUCAUCCACCUCUCAAGAGUGA
This is a messenger RNA of Acanthamoeba castellanii str. Neff, 1185 nucleotides long. Its product is annotated as pseudouridine synthase Rsu, putative. The record is from RefSeq and is a predicted model, not a curated record. The transcript is spliced from 8 exons. Gene Ontology annotation, biological process: pseudouridine synthesis. Bases 1 to 1185 code for a protein of 394 amino acids. Gene Ontology annotation, molecular function: RNA binding; pseudouridine synthase activity. NCBI's taxonomy places the organism in Eukaryota, Discosea, Longamoebia, Acanthamoebidae.